Messenger RNA from Toxoplasma gondii ME49, 1729 nucleotides. RefSeq names its product NAC domain-containing protein. Bases 547 to 1116 code for a protein of 189 amino acids. Gene Ontology annotation, cellular component: nascent polypeptide-associated complex; cytoplasm. NCBI's taxonomy places the organism in Eukaryota, Apicomplexa, Conoidasida, Eucoccidiorida, Sarcocystidae. Gene Ontology annotation, biological process: protein targeting to membrane. The transcript is spliced from 3 exons. The record is from RefSeq and is a predicted model, not a curated record.
CUCCAUUUUUUCUCCCGUUCUCCUGCCCUCUCCUUCUUUUUUCCACGUGCUCGCGCUAGGUGCCGCGGGCAGAAGAGGAAACGCUGAGGAAGAAAUGUCCUCUCUGUCGUCGCUUCCGGCCUUUCGCGAGAGAGAGCAGCUGGCAGGGGCAGCGCGAAGGCGGAGGCGAGCAAGCUCUGGGGAGGAGCGCGUGUGAGUGUGUUGAGUAUCUUUCGCGGAUGAUCGCCUUUUUCAGCGUCUAAAUUUUUGUCAACAAACUUCCCGCAGCUUUCGCGCACUACUAGUCUGUCUUGGUUUGUGGCACACUGCUCUCCGCCCCCACCCUCCAACAUCGAGGUCGCCGCGCGUACCCCACAAGCGCCGACCGCUUUCUUCCCUCGCGAAAAGCAGGCAGCUCGCGACUUUCUCUUUUCCCCAGAACUUCCUUUCUUCUUCGGGACUUCUCUUCAACAUUUACGCCUCCCGUUUUGCCGAUUCUCCGGCCAGGAACUCCCCACUUGCUCACAAGCUCGUUUUCGCCGCGUCCUUCGCACUCUCUUCUCCAGAAUGACGGCAGUCGAAGAACGAAAACAUCUUUCUGCCUCCUCGGUCGACAGCGAGAGCGACGAGGAAUGUCCGAAACUCGAGGAGGUGAAUCAGGAGGAAGACGCGGGCACCCCCGAGGGAAGAAGCAAGCAGAGCCGCAACGAGAAGAAAGCGAGAAAGGCUGUUCUGCGGCAUGGCAUGAAACAUAUGCCUGGAAUCGUCCGGGUGAUGAUCCGCAAAAGCAAACACAUCCUCUUCGUCGUCCCCAAGCCCGAUGUGUACAAGAGCUUGGCAUCUGACACAUACGUCAUUUUCGGAGAGGCAAAGAUUGAAGACUUGAACAGCCAGGCACACUCUGCUGCCGCGCAGCGCUUCACACAGGCGGCGAACGCGCAGUUCCCUGCGAACGGUGCAGCGACCGCCGCAGACUCGAAGGAGGCUGAGGGAGAGGUCGACGAGACUGGCGUAGAUCCGAAAGACGUCGACCUCGUCAUGAGUCAGGUCGAAUGCUCGCGCGCGCGCGCGGUGGCUGCUCUCAAGGCGAACAACAACGACAUCGUCGAGGCGAUCAUGGACCUCAGCGGCAACUGAGAAAAGAGGUCCAGCGACGCGAGUGGAGUGGAGCGUCGCGGAGUAUUCGGCGAGGAGACAGUUGAGGAGGCCUGCGGCGAAGGCCGUCGGCGCGCGGGACGGGAGGCGCAGGGGAGGAGGCGAGAUGGGGAAUUCGCGACAGCAAAGUUUUGGACGCGUUCGAUGGUCAGGCUGUGGGGUGGAGACGCGACACAGGGGGGGACCUGAGGCGCUGUGUGCAGUGGAGAGACAACGCCUGCGUCGUUUUGUUUUGCAGACUUUGAGGAACUGCAGAAGUUUUUUGCCACGGUUGCCGAGGCGCGCGACGCUCCAGUCCGGUUCAGAGAGAGCAGAGACAGAGUAAAUCGGUCAAAGCGAAGGGGAGAGUUGCUGAAAAACCAGGACGUUCCUGUGUAGCACACAGAGCGCAGAGAUUUCCCCGGUCGUCUUUCGGUCGCGGCCGACGCGCGGCAGCGGCACAGAGAAGAGAAGCACAGGCUGUCGAGAGAAAAAAAGCAGCGAAGGCCUCUGGGGCGCCGCGGAACUGUCUAGAGCGUAUCGAACGCACACAGGUGCAUGCAGUUGAAAACGAGUCGUUGCGGCGAUUUGCACACAAAGGAAACUGCAGAGUCGA